Molecule: messenger RNA, 1244 nt
Organism: Suillus paluster
Lineage: Eukaryota; Fungi; Basidiomycota; Agaricomycetes; Boletales; Suillaceae
Exons: 12
Coding region: 226-1083 (285 amino acids)
Source: RefSeq, a predicted model, not a curated record
GAUCACUAUAAAAAGCGCCGAAUGGUGGUAUAUCUCUACCCUCAUUGUAACUUUACAAAUUUCGCUAAUCCCCAAUAUGACAUACAUCUCAAAUGAUCCUACUUGGUGGCCGUUCAUCGAUUGGACUCAUAUGAUGAGCUAUGUUUUAGGUUCGUAGAGAGCAAGUUGGGUGACGUUGGUGACACCUCGCUAUCAUUAAAUUGUGGUUUUUCAGUUGCAUCAUGCAUGGCGGUGGUAUAUGACUGGGUACUGUCAUUCGAACAAGAGCUCGAACUGGUCUGGAGGCAACGCUGGUCCCUCAUGACUGUCCUUUAUAUUUGUGUGCGUUACCUCGGUAUACUAUAUUGUGUCGUCGACGUACUGGGGAAUAUCUCAGUCUCGAUCACAGAUGCAGUAAGCAAUCUCCUUUACUUCACAUUGAUAUGGAUGCCUGUCGUCGUCAAUACCAUGCUGGGCGUCAUAAUGAUGACUCGGAUACACGCGAUGUAUCAGCAAUCCAGAAAGAUGCUCAUCUUUCUCGUUGUACUCUUGCUGGCUUCCACGAUCGCCAGUGGAGUUAUGUCAGUAAUGGAAGCCAUCGGCGCUUCAGGGGUGGAAGCCGUCCUUUCUGGCUACCAUAUGUGUCUUUCCAACAUUCCAGACACCGAAGAGAUAAAUCUGAGUCACGAAGUUUUCAUACCCACCACUGUAUGGGACAUGCUGGCCUUGAUUCUUGCAGUCUGGAUUGUUGUAAAACACGUCUAUGAAUUGCGACAAUCGUCGACAAGAUUUACCUUUGCAGACUGUUUCAUGGUGUUAAUCCAAAGUCACGUGCUGUACUUUGUAGCUGUUGUUACUGUAUCUUGCCUCAACCUCAGCUUACUGUCUCCAUAUAUCCUUUACUCAGCAUCUGUAGGAAGUGAUAUUGACACUUUCAUUCUCCACAUUGCCAAGGUCGUGCAGAUGUUUGUGUUGGGACCACGUCUCAUCCUCAGCGUUCGCGAAUAUUACGCUAAGCUCGUAACCCGCUCUGAUGAAGGAACUGGCGUGACUACGAUCGCUUUCCAGGAGCGCGGACAGGUGUCAACUGGCGGUGAUGUGUAGCUCGGGAAAUGAUUAGCCACUGGUACUGUGCAGGGAGCGUGUACAUUUUAUCUGGUGUUUCGUUGUAGUAUUAUUUUGUGUUUUCUCGUGGAACCUAUUUAUAUAGUGCUUCGUCGUAUUUAUGUGUAGAAUUUGAUGUGGGCAAACCAUGUUGUAUCGCU